This is a messenger RNA of Aspergillus affinis, 5391 nucleotides long. RefSeq names its product ubiquitin-specific protease UBP15. NCBI's taxonomy places the organism in Eukaryota, Fungi, Ascomycota, Eurotiomycetes, Eurotiales, Aspergillaceae. The record is from RefSeq and is a predicted model, not a curated record. Gene Ontology annotation, molecular function: cysteine-type deubiquitinase activity; cysteine-type endopeptidase activity; protein kinase activity. Bases 1 to 5391 code for a protein of 1796 amino acids. Gene Ontology annotation, biological process: regulation of protein stability; protein phosphorylation; protein deubiquitination. The transcript is spliced from 21 exons. Gene Ontology annotation, cellular component: nucleus; cytosol.
AUGACGGAACCCUUGAUCAAGGAUUCUGAUGGACAACGUCAGUCCUUUCCUCCCUUCACCCUCGCUCCCUUCGAAUUUCCAAACACUCCACUCCUCCGUGUGGCCUCGGCAGAGGCCGAACUGCCUCGGCGUGAAUGGCGAAACCAACGGGCAUUGCUGACAUUGCGCUCUCUACUUGUCCAGGUCGCGGAGAAUGAGAUGCUCGUUGAUGAAUACGAGCAGUAUCAUAAUGACCGAACGGACGAUGUGGUCGUCUCUCGUUCUGGGUCGGACGAACCUGAACAAGAACCUCGUGCCGAUGACUAUGCGGCGAUGAUGGCACGAGUCCUUCCUAAAGACCCCGAUCUCCAGACCGAAGACGAGGCGCAUCAUACUUGGCACAUUCAGGAUUGGCGGAAAUUGAAGAAGAAGGAACAUGGUCCGGUAUUCGAAUGUGCAGGAGUUCCUUGGCGAAUUCUGUUCUUCCCGUAUGGAAACCACGUCGAGCACGCAUCGUUCUACCUGGAGCACGCCUGGGAAAAGGAUCCUCCCGAGAACUGGUAUGCCUGCGUCCAAUUUGCCUUGGUUCUGUGGAACGUGAAUGAUCCAUCCAUCAAAAUGUCUCAUGUCGCCACCCAUCGAUUCAAUGCCGACGAGGGCGAUUGGGGUUUCACCAGGUUUUGCGAGUUGCGGAGAUUGUUCACUGCUCCCUUCGAAGGUCACGGGGCGCCUUUAGUUCAGAACGAAGAAGCCAUGGUCACCGCCUAUGUUCGCGUCGUUAAGGAUCCCACGGGCGUGCUGUGGCACAGCUUCCAGAACUACGAUUCGAAGAAGGAGACCGGUAUGGUCGGACUCAAGAACCAGGGUGCCACUUGCUACCUCAACUCCCUUCUCCAGUCCCUGUACUUUACCAAUUCCUUCCGGAAGGCAGUUUACCAGAUUCCGACAGAGGCCGAAGCUUCAAGGGACAACAGCGCGUGGACUCUUCAGCGACUUUUCUAUAACCUGCAGACGAGCGAAAGUUCUGUUUCCACCACCGAACUGACCGCAUCCUUCGGUUGGGAGUCGAGGCAGAUUUUUGAGCAACAGGAUGUCCAGGAACUCUCGCGAAAGCUCAUGGAAAGAUUGGAAGAGAGAAUGAAAGGCACGCCGGCAGAGAAAGCCCUCCCCGAACUUUUCGUCGGAAAAACGAAAACCUACAUCUCCUGCAUAAACGUCGACUACGAAUCAUCCCGCGUGGAAGAUUUCUGGGACAUUCAGCUGAAUGUGCGAGGAAACAAGACCCUUGACGACAGUUUUAAGGAUUACAUCCAGGUGGAAACUCUCGAGGGCGAGAACAAAUACGACGCCGGCCAGCCGUACGGCCUGCAAGAUGCGAAGAAGGGUGUCAUCUUCGAGAGUUUCCCUCCCGUUCUGCACCUUCACCUGAAGCGAUUUGAGUACGACAUAAACCGUGAUGCCAUGAUGAAGAUUAACGACCGACAUGCUUUCCCGAUGGAAUUUGAUGCCACCCCUUACCUCUCCAACGACGCCGACAAGUCGGAGCCGUGGAUUUACGAGUUGCACGGUGUUUUGGUGCACAGUGGCGAUCUGAACGCCGGCCACUACUAUGCAUUCUUGAAGCCAACCAAGGACGGACACUGGUACCGCUUCGAUGAUGACAGAGUUACUCGGGCUACGGACAAGGAAGUUCUUGAGGAGAACUACGGCGGUGAAUAUGAGCUGACCAACGGCGCCCCUGGCGUUCGGCAACCCUAUACCCGCGGUCUGUCUACCAAGCGCUCGAUGAAUGCGUACAUGCUGGUCUAUGUCCGGAAAACGAGACUGGAUGAUGUGCUUUUGCCGAUCACAACGGAAGAAAUUCCCUCUCACAUUGAAUCACGAUUGAUCGAGGAGCGCGCAGACAUGGCACGCAAGAGGAAGGAAAGAGAAGAAGCUCACCUGUAUAUCAACGUCGGAGUCUUGGCAGAGGAUUGCUUCCAGGCUCACCACGGCUUCGAUUUGACCAGUAAUGAUUUGCCCACUGACGACCCAGCGCUGUCAGCAAAUUACCGCAUUCUUCGAUCUAAGAAGGUCGGCGAGUUUGCUGCGGAGCUCGCAACCGAGAGAGGUCUCGAUGCUAGCCGAAUUCGAUUCUGGGUCAUGGUCAACCGCCAAAAUAAGACUACUCGUCCGGAUCAAGUCAUCAAGGACCCUGAAAUGUCCGUCGAAGAGGCCUAUAGUCGGUUCGGUACGAAGGGCAACGCCUUUAAACUCUGGAUGGAGGUCGGCCAGCCUUCUUCGGAUGGGACCAUGUCGUGGCCAGACAGCAACAACACGGUGCUCAUUUUCCUAAAGCACUUCGAUGUUCAGGCGCAGACAUUGACUGGUCUCUGCUCCGUCUAUGUGCGCAGGUCGCAGAAGGUGGCGGAAUUAGCGCCUAUCAUCCUGGAAAAAAUGAACUGGCCCGCCGGCACAGAAUUCAUGCUGUUCGAGGAGAUUAAACAUAACAUGAUCGACGUGAUGAAGCCCAAACAGACAUUCCAGCAGUCCGAGAUUCAAGAUGGUGAUAUUAUAACCUUCCAAAGAUCCCUGAAAGAGUCCGAACUACCCUCGUCGGCCUUAUACACCGACGCAAGGCAAUACUAUGACUAUCUUCUCAACCGGAUCAGCAUCACCUUCGCGCCUAUCAAGGCAGCAGAUGGCGAUGAGUUUGUACUGGGUCUUAGCCGCAAAAUGACUUAUGACCAGUUCGCCAAGAAGGUCGGCGAGCAUCUGGGCGUGGAAUCUACUCACCUGCGCUUUGCCCCCGUCCUUGCCAGCUCUGGCAAACCCAAGUCAUUCAUCAAGCGGAACUCGAACCAAGCCAAUCAAACCUUGUACCAGAUCCUCAGCGGGCAAGUCACCGGCUACGGAUACACAAUGCAUCGCCAGGAUGCCCUGUAUUAUGAAGUUUUGGAGACUAGCUUGAGCGACUUUGAGUCUAAGGCUAGUCUGAAAGUUACGUGGCUUCCGGAAGGUAUCACAAAAGAGCAAGUAUAUGAGGUUUUGGUACCUCGAGACGGGACCAUGUCAGAUCUCCUGGCCGGAUUACAGAGGAAGGCCGGAUUCGACGACGAAAUCAUACGUGAUGCCCGUGUCUACGAGACGCACGGCGGUAAGAUUUACCGAGAGUUCCAAGGCGAUUCGAAGAUUGCCGGCAUCAACGAAUAUGUUGCUCUCUACGCCGAACGGACACCAGAAGACGAACUCAAUCUAGAGGAGGGUGACCGGACAAUCAAUGCGUUCAACUUCGAUCGCGAGCCGAGCCGGCCUCACGGCGUUCCUUUCAAAUUCGUGGUCAAACCAGGUGAAAUUUUCAAGGAAACGAAGGAACGACUUUCCAAGCGAACCGGCAUCAAGGGCAAGCAGUUCGAGAAGGUCAAGUUUGCCGUCGUACCUCGAUCGUUGUACACCAACCCACGAUAUCUUGAAGAUGAUGACAUACUCUCUGACAUCGUCGGUGAUUCCGACGAUCUUCUUGGUCUCGACCAUGUGAUGGAUCAAGGAUAUAGUGCGAUGACUUGCACGGGCAAUUUUCUUGCCUAUGAAGAACAUUAUAAACCCGGGCGAUUUGCUGUUCAAUCUGUGCACGAGAGGUACGUAGCACUUAAGGUGCUGAGGGCUGAUUGUUAUGGUGGCUGCCAUGACAUCUUCGAGAGAGAAAUUCUCUCGAAAAUCUCCGAAGUGUCAAGGCGAAGUUCUCAUCAGGGCCGCAACUACGUGUCCCAUCUCCUUGAGCAAUUCACGCACACAGGACCCAAUGGAGACCACAUUUGCUUAACAUUCGACGUACUAGGGCAUCACCUAGACUUCCAAACCGCCAGAUAUGAAGAUGGGAAAUUACCUGUGAAGGCUGUGAAAGCAAUCACACGGCAGCUUCUUCUUGGGCUUGACUUCCUCCAUAGCGAGUGUGGAAUUGUUCAUACCGAUUUGAAACCAACGAAUAUACUUCUAGAGCUGGAAAAUUCGAACAGCACCAUCUCCCACUAUCUGUCGAAAGUGCCCGCGCGGACCAACUCCCAACGAGAUGCCGCACCUCUUCGAGAGGUUAUUCCUACGUCGCUUGUCUCGGACACAAGGAAUCUCCAUGUCAGGUUAAUUGAUUUCGGUGUCGCAUCUUGGAGAAAACGUCAUUUGUCAGAUUUAAUCCAGUCGCCAGCUCUGAGGGCCCCUGAAGUGACAAUAGGUGCUCCCUGGGAUAUUGGUGUGGAUAUAUGGAGUCUCGGGUGUCUUGUUAUGGAGUUUGUUCAAGGAAUAGUCCUUUUCUCCGGGGAAGCAUCAUCGAAUGGCACCUGGACGGCCGAAGACGACCAUCUAGCAAGGAUUAUUGAGGUUCUCGGUCAAAUUCCACUUAAUUUUAUAGAAAAAGGGAAUCGUGGGGCACAUUUUUUUGACAAGCAAGGGAAUCUUCUCCGAAUCCCUAACUUGAAGCCUACCUGUCUUGAACGCCUGGUUGACGGCCAAACAAAGCCUUUCCUAAGACCAAUCGAUAUGCCCAAGGCUGAAGUCCCAAUCUUUGUUGAUUUCAUCAAGGGCAUGCUCGAAAUCGAUUCGGGGUCUCGAAAGUCUGCGGCGGAGCUAUUACAACACGAAUGGAUACGUCUUUUAUUUGCCCGGCCCGCUGGUGGAUGCAAACGUGGCAAACAGCACCGGAACACACAGCUGUCCAGAACUUCAACUUUCGAGGCGCGUUUCAACCCAGCCGCCUCCCCUGGAGAGUUCCCCGAUAGACCAGCUGUCUCUCCAUUAUCGAUCAUCAUGCGUUUCGCCGCUCUGGUCAUCGGAAUCCUGGCCGCGUUGGUGUCGACUGUGACUGCCACCGCGCUCACCUACCGUCUCGAGGCAAACGAGAAGGCCUGCUUCUACAACUACGUUGCCGAGCGGAACACCAAGGUGGCCUUUUAUUUCGCCGUCCAAUCUGGCGGUUCUUUCGAUGUCGAUUACUCCGUUGUCGGCCCCGGCGAUAAGGUGGUCUUGGAUGGAACGAAGGAACGACAGGGCGACUUCGUCUUCACGGCUCUGAGUGUAGGAGAAUAUCGCUUCUGCUUCAACAAUGAGAUGUCGACGUUUGCGGAGAAGAUGGUCGAUUUCGAGAUCGCGAUCGAGAACGAAGAACGCGCACAGCUCCCCUCUCGACAAGGCGCCACCCCCGAACAGGCGUCUGCCCUGGAAGAGUCCAUCUUCAAGCUGUCCGCCCAGCUGUCGACCAUUUCCCGCAACCAGAAAUACUUCCGUACCCGUGAGAACCGCAACUUCAGCACCGUUCGUAGUACCGAACGCCGGAUCUUCAACUUCAGCGUAAUUGAGGGCUUGAUGAUGGUAUCGAUGGCUGCCUUGCAGGUCUUCGUUGUGCGCUUCUUCUUCCAGGGCGCAAGGAAAGGUUACGUGUGA